GCCCAUCUGCCCAGUCCUGUCCCAGCUUCAGGAGGAGUUGGAGUGGUCUGGUCCCAACCCUGUGCCCUCAUCAAGUCUCCACUCCUGCUCAUGUGUGUUUCCAUGGAAAUGAUCCUGCUUCUCCUCUUCUUUGGGAGCGUCUGGACCCAAGAGAUGAACUCAACGCUUGGGGACAUCACAACCACCUUGAAGAUGUCUGCCUCCGGAGAAGCCUCUGCUUCUUUGGUUCCAACUUCCUCUGAGGCCCCAGACCUCAACAUAGUGACCUCCGAUCCUUCAACAGGAAGGGUCCCUGAGGAGAGCGAUGGCACCGGGCACCAGGUCUCCUCACCUUCUUCAGCUUCCUAUAUGGCCAAUGAAGUGGUCCUUCCCAGGACUUCCCCUGCUCCCAGCAGUGACUUCCAUGUACCUGAGCCAUCAGUCUCCGGGGAAGUUGCCACCAAGAAGUCAUCAAACCUGGAAAUUAAUACCGAAUCACUAAGAGACUCUCUGGAACUCCACGUUGCGACUGAUGGAACCAUGGUAACUGGCUCUCUGGAGACCGCUGUUCUAAGCAGCGCACCUCCCGCCACCAUGGCGGCUGGCUUUCUGGAAACGUCUGAUGGAACCAGGGAACCCUCCAUCACCAUGGCAACCAGCUCUCUGGAAACGUCUGAUGGAACCAAGGGGCCCUCCGUCAUCUCUCUGGAAACAUCUGAAGGAACCAGGGGACCUCCUGCCACCAUGACAACUGACUCUCUGGAAACGUCUGAUGGAACCAAGGGGCCCUCCGUCAUCUCUCUGGAAACGUCUGAUGGAACCAGGGGACCUCCUGCCACCAUGACAACUGACUCUCUGGAAACGUCUGAUGGAACCAAGGGGCCCUCCGUCAUCUCUCUGGAAACGUCUCAUGGAACCAGGAGACCUCCUGCCACCAUGGCAACCGACUCUCUGGAAACGUCUGAUGGAACCAGGGGACCCUCCGCCACCAAGGCAACUGGCUCCCUGGAGACCUCUGAUGUGGCUCGUGUAACCCCUCUUACCAUGUCAACUGGCUUUCUGGCAAUUUCCAAGGGGCCCAGUGUCUCCACCAUCUCCAGGGUAGAAAUAGCCCCCAUUUCUACCCCAGAGGCCUUCACAAACGCAAGCAGUGGGGAUCCCCCAUUAGGUUCAGGGACAAAUAACACCCUGUUGGUGGCUGUGCUUGUGGCCCUGGCGGUGGUUGUGCUCCUUGUGAUCCUACUCGUGCUGUGGCGCCGGCGGCAGAAGAGGAAGACAGGGGCCCUAAUACUAAGCAGGGGAGGGAAGCGCAAUGGGGCUGUAGAUGCCUGGGCCGGGCCGGCCCCCGCGUCUGAUGAGGAGGCCCUGACAGCAGGAGCAGGAGGGGCGGGGGGCGGGAAGGGCCCUGGGGUCUCUGAGGGGGCAGGCUCUGGCCAGCAGCCCACACUCACCACUUUCUUCGAUAGACGCAAGUCUCAACAGGGCUCCUUGGAGCUGGAGGAGCUGAGGCAGGACCCCACCCUGAAGGGGGAGGAGGAGCCGCUGGUGGGUGACAAGGAUGAAGCUGUGGAGGCCCCUGUCUCCAAGGGGCCAGAGGCCGGAGAUGUGGAGGCCCCUCAGUGCUUGUGAAAAGCAAGCGUGCAGGUCAGGAUGGUUCCCAGCCUUCAUCACCUUCUCUUGUAUCGUCACCACUAGCUUGUCACGCAGCAUCCUCUGGGUCCUCACCCAGUGUGUUCAUACCAAACCCUCAUCCGCUUCUCAACCCCAGGUCUCCCAGCCGGCACCCAACCCCCCGGAUACUUUCAGAUUGAACCAACAAACUCUCCUCAUCAAUCCCGACUUCUCCCCAUCGCCCUCUUCUCCACAUUUUUGUCCUUGAAAUCAGCUGCUGAGUCUCCAUAAUGCCAAACUUCCUUGACCUAUGUGUUCCUCAGAGGACUCCCCUGGGAACACUGGAGUCUAGGAAGCAAGAUGGACACGACAACCCAGCAGACUCCCGCUGAGGAUUACUCUAGAAAGUACUUUUGGCCUCAUAGAAUAGGACAGUCCUACUGGCUCAGCCCACGAGCCUCCUUUAACACUGCACAGUCCUCUGGAGCAGGGACUGGGUGGCGUCAUCUAGCUGUGCUCUCGGAUCCUAGGCUGGCCCGGGUCCUACACUCCUCCCACCUGUGGACUGAGGCUGCAGCUCCUCCCCAGGGCAGGUGGGGUCCUCAGAAACCCCGGCACCCACGUGGGUCCUGUCAUGGGUGCAGUUUGGGUGCAAGAGGCGAGGCGUUGGCCGCGUUGGUGUAGGUGGCGGUGAGUAGGGCCAGCGGGAGGAGUGGCAGGCGCUGCCAACAUGAGGAGCUUUUUAGAACAUCCGUGUUCUCAUCUUUGUUCAGGUGGGGUGGAGGCGGCAGAAGAUGUGGCUGGGUCUGGAGCGCAAUAAAGAGUGUGGGGCUUGAUGGACUGCA
Suricata suricatta (meerkat) is the source of this 2435-nucleotide messenger RNA. RefSeq names its product sialophorin (gene SPN). Bases 91 to 1608 code for a protein of 505 amino acids. The transcript is spliced from 2 exons. Gene Ontology annotation, biological process: regulation of T cell migration; defense response to bacterium; regulation of immune response. The record is from RefSeq and is a predicted model, not a curated record. Gene Ontology annotation, molecular function: transmembrane signaling receptor activity; heat shock protein binding. Gene Ontology annotation, cellular component: external side of plasma membrane. Lineage: Eukaryota; Metazoa; Chordata; Mammalia; Carnivora; Herpestidae.